Messenger RNA from Heteronotia binoei (common prickly gecko), 2952 nucleotides. It is a transcript of the gene TMEM45B, whose product is annotated as transmembrane protein 45B. The record is from RefSeq and is a predicted model, not a curated record. The transcript has 6 exons. Bases 162 to 1010 code for a protein of 282 amino acids. Lineage: Eukaryota; Metazoa; Chordata; Lepidosauria; Squamata; Gekkonidae.
UUUAACAAGAGGGUGUGGCCCGCAGCUAUUUGUGCCUUCUGUUCUUUUAUCUGGUGAGCAAACCACCUGCUGCUUGGAAGUGAACAGGUAGAACUUUGCCUUCUGCUGUGGCUGGCAACGGGAAGCAGGUUCCUGGUACAGGUUUCUGGGAGUUGACCUGAAUGGCAAAUUUUAAGGGCCACGCUCUUCCUGGCUCUUUCUUCUUUCUCUUUGGCUAUUGGUGGUCCGUGAAAUACUCACUGAAAUACCACAACAGGAGACUGAACAAAAAUGGACAUGGAAACAGUUGCUUCAAUCACCUGGAAGUCAUUGAAGGGGCUGUCAAAAUAAUUUGUGCAGUAAUCGGGAUGCUGGCUGAACAGUUUGUUCCAGAUGGUCCUCACUUGCAUCUCUAUGGCGGGAACCCUAAAACCUGGGUGAAGCUGAUGAACUGGCAACACACAACCAUGUACCUGUUCUUUGGCAUCUCAGGAUUAGUGGACAUAUUCACCUAUACUUCAGCCAAAGUGCCCAUAGGACUGGAUCGCCUGAUGUUUUCUGUCGCAGUAUUUGUUGAAGGCUUCCUCUUCUACUUCCACGUCAUGCACCGGCCGCUGAUGGAUCAACACAUCCAUUCUUUGCUGCUCAUCACCACCUUUGGUGGGGCCGCCAGCCUCCUGCUGGAAGUCUUCUUGCGAGAUAACAUCGUCCUGGAACUUUUUCGCUCCAGCCUGGCCCUCCUGCAAGGAACCUGGUUUUAUCAGAUAGGUUUUGUGCUCUACCCACCAUGGGGAGGCCCAGGUUGGGAUGUCAAUGAUCCUACCAAUGUGAUGUUCAUCACCAUGUGCUUCUGCUGGCACUAUGCCCUUGCGUUCCUCAUUCUGGCUGUGAACUACACUCUGGUCUCCUGUUGCAUCCAGAAGCACUCUUUGACAAACAGCGGAGAAUCAGAAAUCAAGCUUCAUUUGAGGAAUAAGCGGGGUGAAAAGGACGUUCGUGCUGCCCUCUUAAAUGGAUCUGAUGAAGAGUGAGUCAAGAACAUCGCCUUUGUGGAUCUCUUCCAGAAACAUCAAACCUUCUUGAAACUCCAAAGAUAUAAAACUGUAACAAGAAGAAUCAAAAAAAGAGAUCCCAAAAGGUCUUCUGCUGUUCCAGAGAGAUGAAGCCAGCAGUUCCCAAAUUAUCUUAAAUCCACUUAUCUUGAAGUUUAUAUAUUGGAGUUCUUGUAUUUUUAUAUAAAGGCAAAUCAGGCACUGCAGAUACUGUCUAGAUCAAGGGUGUCAAACAUAAGAUCCACAGGCUGGAACCAGCCCAUCCAGGGCUCUUAUCUGUCCCAUGAGCAACUGGUCAUUAUCUUUAUUGACAGUUGAGAAAGGCGGGGCUUUAUGUACCUGGAUACUGUCCCAGUAUUAAUGAGUAAUGGACGGGGAAAGUGGGCACCAGGAAGAUGUUGUAAGAGAUGCAAGAAAAUACUGUAUGAGUGUUUUCAGCCUGUUUGUAUUUUGAGUUUAAAAAAAUAGUCUCAUUAAUUGAUUUUGCCUGUGUCCUUGAUAAAGUGUAUAUCUUUCAUACUUGGCAGUGCAUUUUAUGGCACACAUGGCCAGUCUGACAAAGUUACAUUUAUGUCAGAGUUACAUUUAUGACAAAGUUACAUUUAUGUCAGAUCCAACUCUUGUAACAAAUGGGUUUGACACCUUUGGUCUAGAAUUGUCUAAUGAUGCUAGUUUAGGGAAAGAACGGUUUGCAGCAACAUUGUUGAGAUUUGUCAGGAAUGUAGUGGCAUACUAUUAUGGACUUCCCAAUUGCAUGACUGAUAGGAGAUAUAGUUAAAAAAAUAACCUGAGAGUGCAAUUAGUGCAGAUUUACAGAAGUCAUAAAAGUGCAUGCACCAUGUACUUGGGACUUAUUGUUCCACAUGUACAUACAUCAGUAAGCAUCAUUUGUCACACUGUGUGAACAGAUCUUUUACAGUACAAGUUUAAGCAUAUUAUGGGAGUUCCAGAAAACCACAGGGUAGACCGUGGGUGUCGAACUCAUUUGUUAUGAAGGCCAGAUCUGACAAGGUCUUAUUUAUUUGUUGGGCCAGGCCACAUCGGGUUGGGCCAAGUCAUGUUGGGCCGGGCCAUAUGUGUACCUAUUUAACAUUAGGUAGCAGAGAUAUAAAUUUUAUACAGAACACAGACAAACACAAAUAUAUAUAUUUUUAAAAACUUAAAACAUGCUUAAAAUGUUAGCACUCAUUGGUCUUAAAGAUACUUUCUUUGUAUUUCUCCCAGCAAACUGGGCAAAGAAAGCUCUGGCUCUUUCUUUCCUUCCCCAGGGAACUGCAGGGGGGGAGCCUCAGCCAAUAGAAGGAAGAGAGGCUUGGCUCAGUAGCUCUGCUAUGCAAUUGAGAGAGCCUGGCAAAGUCAGCUAUUCCUCCCCCCUUCCUCCCCAAGGGAGGAACCUCAGCCAAUGGAGAAAACACAGGUUUUGCUCUGUAGCUCCUGUGCAGUUGAGCAAGCCUUGCAAAGCAAGCUGUUAUGCAGAAGGAAGUAAGAUAUAGGGAGAUGAAAGCUGAUGACAGAAAGAAAGCACAAGGGCCUGAUAAGAGCCCUCCAGGGGCCUGCUUUGGCCCUUGAACUGCAUGUUUGACACCCCUGGGGUAGACAGCUGGUGUUGGAAGCUAAUGCUGAUAUGCUGAUUAUUCAAGAUGCAUUUUAAUUAUCUAAUGGUUUUUAUUGUGUGGUUUUAUGAUGGCCUCUGCCUUGAGCCUGCUUAUGGGGAGGGCAGGAUAGAAAUGGAAUAAGAUAAAUUAAAAAAAUAAAUUAAGAUUCAGGUCAGAUUCACUUAGCCUUGAAUACUUCGGUCUACCUCACAGAAUUAUUUAUUAUUAUAGGAUAACCCUAUUGAUGCCCUUUUGUGGUGCUUGGAGGAAAGGCAGGAUUAUUAUUAUGAACAAUAAACCCGAUCUGUGUUCAUCACUGAGUUUAC